AUUAUAUUUUCAUAUUUUGGAUAACUCUUACUAUUAUUAAUUUUAAUCAAUUAUCUAAUCAAAUAAAUUAAAAUUUCGUUUUUAUUUUUUAAUUUAUUUAUACAUUUUAUUCAUUAAGGGUAUAAACAAUAUUAACCACUCUAACUUUUAACGUGAAAUCUCGAUUCAUAAAAUUUACUUCACAAAUAAUAGUAUAGAUUACAACAUUUCUUACAACACCCUUGUUACAAGAGAAUUAAAAUAUUGCUUACUUUAUAUAUAAUAAAGUUUUAUUAUUUUUUAUAAUUAUUUAAAAUAUCUACUCGUGUUAGAAUUUAAGAUGCUUUGAAAUUUUUAAUUUUGAAGUGAUCAUAAACUCUUAGAUAGCUUAACAGUAAUGUGAAUAAUACAGCAUAAUGAAUUUUUUUUUUCAAGCAUUUCAUAGGAACAAAAACCCAUGUGCGACGGUAGACAAACAUAGCGUAUCAACCAAACACUUGUCAUCAUCAAACUCCUAUAUAAAACCCUUCACACUUCUUCUUCAUUUUAACCAGCUCCAUUAAAGCUUUUUAUCAACAUUCUAUAGAUACCACAAGAACCAGAGAGAGAGAUGGACGUUAGAGGGGGAUGUUGCAUAGCAAGAUAUGGUGGUUACGGUGGUCGCUACGGUCUCUCCAAGGCCGACCGAAUCAUGCUUCGGUUCCGACCAAUUGCUCCCAAACCAUCCAGCGACGGCGGCGGUGGAUCUCCCGGCGCCGGAAAGUAUUGCUCCUCUACAACAAGCGGUGGCAGCUCCGAUGUAUCCAGUAACACAAAGAGAGGAAAGAGGAAGUAUCAUAAGGAGAGUUCUGGCGUUAACUCCCGGAGGUGCAACAAGAGGAAGAGACCGAACACUAGAACGGCUGUUACCUUGUCUCUUUUACCAGAUCUGAAUGUAUCUCCGGUGGAGAAGCAGAGGCAAAACGGUCCAUUAUGGCUAAGCUUCAGCGGCGGAGACCAUGAGAUGCUAACACCGUACAAGACGGCGGAGAUCUCGCAAAGAACGGUGGUGGUCUCGUCGUGUGUGACGGUUGAGCGUGUGACCGACGCGUGGACUAACGGUUAUGGUUUAGGGAAGACCGACGACGAGAAGAAGUUGAAUCUAGCGAGAGAGGCUUGUCCAGGGUUUAUAUCGGACGGUGUUGGGAGAGUCACGUGGACCAACAAGGCGUAUAGGAAGAUGGCGAAGGAAGAUAUUAAUAUUCCGGUGGAGGACGGUGCACCGGGGAUGAGUUAUGAUAAUUUUCACGUGAUCGUACGGUUGGUGAUGAAGGAGAGGCCCAUGCUCACGUACCCGGCGUUCACAUGCAGCGUGAGGCUACAGUAUACGUGUCAAGAUCGUGAGAGAGGUUCAGUCACUGUGCCUUGUGAUGUGUGGAGGAUGGACGAUGGAGGUUUUGCGUGGAAGCUUGACGUUAAGACCGCUUUGUGCCUGUAACGUUGUAUGAGACAAUGAUUCAUCCGAAUAUAUAUACCUACCGGCACAGUGUUUGAUUCAUCCGAUGUGCUUUGAACCGGCCAUGUGUUGGAUUCAGUGGUGAUUGAUGAAUGGUCCCAAUAAUAUACAGAUGGCCAACGUAUAACACAAAGUAGCUAGUACUAAACUCUGGUUAUUUAUAUUUGCACCUUGAACAUAUGUUCUUAGUCUGGUUGUUUAUUUCGUUAGGAUCUUGUUGUUGCUCUUAUGCUUAUUAUAUCUCUCUUGACCUUUGAUGCUUUAAUUGAAAAUCUCAAGUUUAUGCUUUUAAGUUUUAAAAGAAAGUUGUAUAUGUAUAUGUCUUUUGAAUCAUAAAGUUCUCUUCACCACAUUA
Messenger RNA from Brassica napus (rape), 1829 nucleotides. RefSeq lists its product as uncharacterized. The transcript has a single exon. The coding region runs from base 590 to 1456 and encodes 288 amino acids. Lineage: Eukaryota; Viridiplantae; Streptophyta; Magnoliopsida; Brassicales; Brassicaceae. The record is from RefSeq and is a predicted model, not a curated record.